AUGAUCAGAGAAAGAGAUGAAGAUGAACAAGGCACAAGUGAUAGCACUCUCCCAAGAUCGGACAGUGACGCCUCAGAAAGCAGUCGACUAGGAUUUGGAUCUGAUCCCGGCAUCGCUUUUAAGUUAACACCGCCUUCCUCGUCGGGAAUCCCGGGCGGAAUGGUGGCUCAAGAGAACAAAACGCCACGCGAUUUCUUUUUUGUGAAAACGAUUGGUGAAGGAGCUUUUAGUACGGUCUACCUCGCAAAAGAAGUGACAACGAGCAAUGAAUAUGCGAUUAAAGUCAUCUCAAAAGAGCUCAUUCAACGACAAAACAAGAACAAUGCUGAUGUGUACUCGGCCACUCAUGUAAUCCGCGAGAAAAACAUCAUGGCUUCUCUGACUUAUUCCCAUGGAGGCCAUCCGUUUGUUGUCAGUCUAUAUUGUACUUUUCAGGAUCCAGAAAGACUUUACUUUGCCAUGUCUUACUGUAAACGAGGCGAGCUCUUGACAACUCUUCAACAAGUCGGCGCCUUUGAUAUGCCAACAACACGAUUCUAUGCGGCAGAGAUUCUAUCCGGGCUUCUUUUUCUGCACAAAUGCAAUGUCGUACAUCGAGAUUUGAAACCGGAGAACAUUCUCUUCCAAGACACUGGCCAUAUUGCGAUCAGUGACUUUGGAUCGGCGAAGAUGAUGGAUGAGAUGAACAAAGAAGACCCAAUCAUUCGUCCCUCUGCCUCAUUCGAUUCGGAAGACGAGAAUUUUCGAUAUGGAGAGAAAAUCACUAAAAGGAGAUCCACCUUUGUCGGUACAGCUCAAUAUGUUUCCCCCGAAAUGUUAACUGGAGUCGGAGUUGGGCCAGCUUGUGACUUCUGGGCCUUUGGCGCAAUCAUCUACCAAAUGCUUUCCGGUCAACCCCCUUUCCGAGCCGUUAACGAUUUUCAUAUGAUGAAGAAAAUUCAAACAUUGGACUACUCAUUCCCAGAGGGAUUCCCUGAAGAACCAAAAGAUUUAGUGGCAAAGAUGCUGGUGCUUGAGCCAUGCGAUCGAUUAGGAAGUCCCGACAAGGGUGAUGCUGAGGGAAUCAUGGGACAUUCAUUCUUCGAGGAAAUCGCCUGGGAUUGCCUGCCUGAACUUGAACCGCCAACCCUCCAUCCCUAUUUGCCGGCGCAAGGAGAAGAGCCUGCCUAUUAUUCUGAGCUUGCUAUAGAGCCGGGUUUGGACGAGAAAGCCUUAGCUAGAUUGAUCGGAUUGCAGGAAUUCGGUGGACAAUCAACGAAUUACUCAAUCGAUGAAGAGAUCGAUGCAUUGAUGUCCCCCCCAGCAACGACUCCCUCAGCCGACAAAAACUUCAAUGUUUCAAUUGAUUCCGCAAAAGCCCUUUUCAACAAGAAUGAAAGAACACAAAAGAGAAAUGAAUUAUUGGAAAAACAACGAACAGAGAAUCCAUAUCAUCGAUUUGUUGACGAAAAUUUGAUAUUGAAGAGUGGAUUUUUGGAUAAAAAGAAGGGACUUUUCUCGAGAAAACGAAUGUUUUUAUUGACUGAAGGCCCACAUUUGUAUUAUGUAGAUCCGGUGAAUAUGGAGCUAAAGGGAGAGAUCCCAUGGAGUUCUUGUAUGAGAACGGAGAUCAAAAACUUUGGAACUUUCUUCGUUCAUACGUCAAAUCGAACUUAUUAUCUGUAUGACCCAGAGAAACGAUCCGUUGAUUGGUGUCGAGCGAUUGAUACGGUGAAAACCCGUUACGCAGCUGAAUUGGCGGCUCUUGGAAACGCUCAAACCGUGGAUCCAUCGAAAUACAAAAAGAAAACUCAGACAUCACCAAAAAAGUCAAAGAAAAAAGAGACUGGAAAGAAAGGGAAAGAGAAAGGAGAGAAGAUCGAGAAGUUACAAGAGAAUCAGAAGAUAAUGGCU
Molecule: messenger RNA, 1893 nt
Organism: Mesorhabditis belari
Lineage: Eukaryota; Metazoa; Nematoda; Chromadorea; Rhabditida; Rhabditidae
Source: the annotation of a GenBank genome assembly